AUGAGCUCGUGAAACUGUCCGGCUGUGUGAGUUUCAUUGUGAAGAAGUGCGACAGAAGCUUUAUAAUCAGUUACUGGUGAACUCAGCAGAGCAUUUGUUAUUUGAUGGAAGCAUCCAGCCUGGAAUAGACUGACUUCUAAACACAUACUGACUACAUCAAUGGCUGACUACGGACAUCCUCUGGGUAGCAGCCAAUCAGUGAGUACUCUGGAUAAAUCAGUGCUCAUCUCUGCUGUUAAACCCACACACUCCCGUAAUGGCAGCACAGGAUCUCCACGCCACUCACGACAGAACUCCAGGGAUUGGGAAGUAAUAUCAGAUGCAGAAUGUUCUGCAUCUGUCGCAGGAGCGAGUAUGGCUAAUAACACUGUUCCAGGCAUUUGUGAGGGAUUCCUCAUGAAAAAGCGCAAGUAUCCUCUCCAGGGCUGGCAUAAGAGAUAUUUUGUAUUGGAUAAGGGGACUCUCAGAUAUUCAAAGACUCAACAGGAUAUUGUCAGAGGCAAGGUUCACGGUGCUUUAGAUGUUAGUCUUGCGGUCAUGUCUGUGAACAGGAAAUCUAAGCGCAUUGAUCUUGAUGCUGGCCACAGCUUGUACCAUGUUAAGGCAAAGAGUGACGAUAUCUUCUACAUCUGGCUGACCAAACUGACUGCCCAUCGGCAUUUCAAGAAAAGCGAGGCUAUAAACUUGCACCACGGGGUCCUUCAAGCCCUCUCGACAGGAACCAGCAGCACUUUGCCUGCCAUGGCGAGUCUUGCACAGAGAAACAGAGUGAUGAUGCCACAUUAUCAGAGCUCAGUAUCAUUGGUUGAGUCAGAGAUGCAGGGUUCCCCAUCAGCCUCUUCAUCUCAAGGAAAUACUAAAGUAUCUGAUUGGCUCAAACAGACACAGGAAGCUGACGUGUGCCAGCAAGAACUUGCCAGGUGUCAGCUGGAUUUAGCUGAGCUCUCGAGUUUAAUCCAGAAACUUCACUGGCAUGAGGGUGGUCUUCCCAUCACAAACACGGACCUUGAACAUCGAAUCAGCAUGCAGAAUCUUAGUCUUGAGAAACCCAAAAAGAAGUCUGGAAAGAUCUGGGGUCACUCACGAACGCUGUCAGGAGUCGAAUCGCUUGGCUUUUUUUCUUCGAGCCACUUGGGCACAUCAACAGGCUUGGCUGCUUCCCUUCAGUCCAUCCCAGAUUACGUUUACUCCCAGCUGUCCACGCCUGCGGUCUCCUCACCAGAAGGAAAGCAACUGCAGUUAGACAUCUGUGCCUUGUGUGACAAAGUACAUUCGUCUUUAAAAUCCAUCCAUGAAUCCCUGGCUGUAGAGCGUGAGCGUGUCAGACAGGCUUGGGCCGGACCUGACCUUAGGCAGUCAACCUCAGAUCAGUUGGCCACAUUGUGCACGACCCUCUCAGAGCUUGAGCUGCAGUCACGUUUAACCAGAGUUCACUCUGUAUCGCUGUCAUCUGAUUCGUCAGACGAGUCUUACUGUACUGUGCGCCAGGAUCAGGACACCCCCUCUCAGGACCGUAAGCUGUAUCGUACACCUUCAGUAGCAGACUCUACAGCAGAGUAUUUUGAUGCCAGUGAGCUGGUUUGUGAGAAUUUGUCUGAAAAUGAAACAUCUGAUGAAUCUGGAUUGAGUGAUGUCACCACAAGCAACUCUGAACCAGAGGAAGGCCACAAAACUGCAAAUAUGAAGUACAGAGCCAGUGUUUCCAGCACAAAUGAUUUAGCUUCUAAUGCUCAGGUCAGUGGGCGACGCACAGUGCUUCCUGCACACAGCACUGAUAACAGCCAUAUCGGAAUCCUCUCCAUCCUGUACAACAACAUCGGGAAGGAUUUGUCACGGGUCUCCAUGCCAGUGGCUCUCAAUGAACCGCUUAGUUUAUUACAGCGUGUCAGUGAAGAGCUGGAAUAUUCUGAACUCCUGGAUAUUGCCAACCACACAGAUGACCCUUUCGAAAGAAUGGUUUAUGUGGCUGUGUUCUCUAUUUCAGGCUAUGCCUGGGCCAGCUGGCGUAAUCGUUACAAACCCUUUAACCCUGUUCUAGGGGAAACGUAUGAGAAUGUGCGGGAGGACCAUGGUUUCCGUUAUAUCGCAGAGCAGGUCAGUCAUCACCCACCUCUGUCUGCCUGCCAUGCAGAGUCUGAUAACUUCAGCUUUUGGCAAGACCAAAGAUGGAAGAAUAAGUUCUGGGGGAAGUCAGUGGAAAUCGUUUCAUCUGGAAUGGUUAAUGUCACUCUGCCAAACUACGGUGAUCAUUAUGAGUGGAAUAAGGCAGUCACUUGCAUCCACAAUGUGUUCAGUCAGCAGAGAUCGCUCGAGCACUACGGUGACGUCGUCAUUCGUAACCUCAACAACGAUGAGUGCACCUGCAAGAUCACAUUUGUCAAAUCGCGUUACUGGGGUGACGAUAGCAACAAGAAUGAAGUGCAGGGCACCGUCCUUGACCGCGCUGGCAGAGUGCUUCACCGCUUCGGGGGAUCAUGGCAUGAAGGCAUCUUCUGUGAUACACUUCCCAACCCACAAUGCAUUUGGAAGCCCAAUCCUCAACCAGAUGCUUACUUUGACUACUAUGGCUUCUCCCAGUAUGCCAGAGAGCUCAAUGACCUGACACCUGACAUAAAGGAUAAGUUGCCCCCGACAGACACUCGUUUCCGUCCAGACCAAAGGCUUCUUGAAAAGGGCAAAGUGGAAGAAGCCGAUAAACGCAAGGAUGAAAUAGAGGAGAAACAACGUGAAAGACGUAAGGCAAUGACCAAGAGGGGUGAAGAGCAUGUUCCACGUUUCUUUGUAAAAACCUUAGAUCACGCUGGAAGAGAGGCGUGGGUGACAAAUGGAAUUUACUGGAAGAUUCGAGAAAAUCCAGGAUUUGCCAGCACUGAAAAUCUGGAUUUGUGGUGUUGAUGGAAUUGAAGUCCUGCGAUUUAUGAUAUCCCAGUAUUCUGUUAGCGAAACUCGUGAAUUUUGGCAUGUCAGUAUGGUUAGUGUAUGUAUAUAAUUAUAUUUUAUAUAACGGUUGUGAAUUUUAGUAUAAACCAUAGACUUAAAUGGCAAUGUAGGAAUGGAGUUUCGGUGCUUUUUAAUCUAAAUUGUGAUAUUCCUAAAGCCAUACCACCCUCAUUUUUAGUGAUGAACACACAUACCUAUUUUUAAAUCAUCAAAAAUACUCUCCAUAUUAUGUGUAAUGAAUAGAUGUCUUACAAAUAUUUUUCCCCCUUUUUUAAAAAGUGUUUUUUUUAUUGAAAGAUAAGGUCUAAUGUCAGGGACUUUGAUAUACAUAAUAGAAUUUAGUACAGAAUGUUUCCCAUUUUAAUAGACCUGUAUGUGUAAAUUAUGCAUGUCUAUACUGUUUGCUGUAAGUUAUGCUUUUUACCAGAUGGAUUUAAUUAUUUCUGCUAGAAAAUCUUGCAUGAUCUCGCUGUAUAAAAUACUUUGUGCUUUGUGCAAAUUAAUAUAAUUAAAAUGACAUGUUUUUUUGGGGAUUUUCAACCAAAUCUACUGAAAAUAUUUUGGUGAAAAGUGUAAUUGGGUUAUGUGCAAUUUCUUGUAUGAAUGCAUUUCCAAUCAGAUGAGACUUGAAUAAAUA
Molecule: messenger RNA, 3577 nt
Organism: Sinocyclocheilus anshuiensis
Lineage: Eukaryota; Metazoa; Chordata; Actinopteri; Cypriniformes; Cyprinidae
Product: oxysterol-binding protein-related protein 3-like
Exons: 23
Coding region: 160-2895 (911 amino acids)
Cellular component (GO): nuclear membrane; perinuclear endoplasmic reticulum; cytosol
Molecular function (GO): cholesterol binding
Source: RefSeq, a predicted model, not a curated record